UUCAAAGCCAAAUAAAAUGGAAAAUGAGGAUAAUUUAUCUUUGUCUUCUGAAAAUAAUUCUGAAACUGAAACCAUAUCAACAACUCCCAUAUCAACAACACCAUCAGCUUCAAGUGCCAAUAGUUUAGCAUUUGCUUCUAAGUAUGAAGAUGAAAAAAGCUAUAAUACAUAUCUGAAUUUAAUAUAUAAACAACAAGGUGAAAGUAGCAAUGAAGAAGAAUAUGAUAGUUCAACUAGUAAUGAUGAUAAUGAAAUUCCAUCUGGUGCUAAAAAAGAAAUAAAUGUAGAUGAAUUCAAUCGUAUUGAAUCUUUACCAGUUGCUGAUACUAAUGAUGAUACACUUGAAGAAAGAGAAAAAUCUUUAGAACUAUUACAAAAGCUAUAUGAUUUCGUGAAAGAAGAUUCUCAAGACAGAGAUAUUAAUAUGCAACAACAAAUAUCUAUUUAUGAUUGUUCAGAUGAUGAUGAUUUUUUUAAAGCUUUAGAAAGUAAAUUAGGAGGUGGUUUGUCUGUAGUUGAAAAUGAGGAUGAA
Messenger RNA from Cetraspora pellucida, 532 nucleotides. Lineage: Eukaryota; Fungi; Glomeromycota; Glomeromycetes; Diversisporales; Gigasporaceae. The record is from the annotation of a GenBank genome assembly.